AUGGCUGCUCCUGCAGAGGUAGUGGACGUCGUCCGGGAUGCUGUCGACUCCACUGACCCUCAUCUCUCGGACCCUCCCCUCCUCAGGGAUCAUUCGGAAUUCAAGACUUACGAGAGCCGUGGGUUCAAGUAUUCUGGCAUUCGAAUUUUUUACAGGCAACAUGCAAAGGCCGAUCAACUACCGAAGCCUCCGUUGCCUCUUCUGGUCUUUCUGCAUGGACUUGGCGGCUCUGUUGCUCAGUUCCAUCCUUUGCUAUGUAGUCUGGUCGACGAGGCCCCCUGUUUAGCAAUCGACUACCCCGGAUGCGGCCGUUCUGAGUUCUCGGUCACGGAUUGGGCAGCUUAUACGACAGAAGCUUUGGUAGAGCUCUUGGAGAUCAUAAUCAAUGAUUAUCGGGACAAAGGCGCAGGCCAGCGUGUGGUUCUCAUCGGUCAUAGCAUGGGCACUGCCCUGUCUGCGAGAUUGGCCAACACUGGGCUUCGUCACACAACUGACCUGUCGCAUCAUGUGGUAGGACUAAUAGCCAUUUGUCCAGUCGCGAAUCCUCCGAAUGAGUCGUUGACGAGGUGGGCAAAGAUAGCCAUGUGGAUUCCAGGUUGGUUGUUUGACUUGUGGCGUGCCUGGGACGGUCGGGGUGGCCCCGAGAGCGCAAGUGUAAAGCGUUUUGUUGGGCAGGGCGCCGACAAAGCCACUCGGAAAAUGCAGUAUCGUUUCAACAAGCAGAGCCGUACUCCGGUUUGGAGGCGAAUGGCAAACGGUGCGCUACCAGUCUACAAUGAUGGCAAGCCCACGGGUGGUCUCCCAACUCUGGACACCUGGGCAGGGUUGGAUAUUCCUGUUUUUCUAAUCGCUGGCGAGAGGGACAACGUCGUUUCACCAAAGGAAGCCGAAAAGAUUGUCAAAGUUCUGGAUCCAGACAAGACAUCUCCAGAGUCGGAAGAUGGGCAAGAGAUGCAUGAGAUCAUUGUUGACACUGUUGCUCGUGUCAAUAUCUCAACACGACCACAAAGCAUUAGCGACCUCACCGAUGCAGACUUUAUGAAGGUGAAAUCUCCACACGUCGAAACUCCGCCAGAAGGUGGCAGUUCUACCGAUCCCUCGACUCCAAAUGAGACCUUGACCGAGCUCCCUCCUCAGCCAAGUCACCCUAAAAAGAUUGUCCAGUCUUUUGUGAUGCCUGCACCUGCAACACAUGCUGUACUAUAUACACCUUGCUCGGUUCGGGCUGUUGCUGGCUUGAUAUCCGAUUUUCUUGCUACAAAUGUCACAGGAAGACUAUCUCUUGCCUGGCAACUGCAGUACCUUUCGCGUGAAGGGAAAUGGGACGUCAAGAAUCUCAACAAGUGGAAGUCUGUCAACCCUGUGUCGGAUCCGAUUGGACCUCCUGGGAAGCCUAUUUUCCGUGCCCUCAAAACGCUCCGUGAAGCGGAUGAUGUGCACUGUCCGGAGGAAUUCGUUUCAAAGUGGAGUUCUAUUGUAAAAGAUGUCAUCGAUAUCUCCAAAGAUCAGCCUGUAUACGACCCUCGCGGGCUCGAGCGAGCUGGUAUCCGUUACCACAAAUUUCCGACGGUCUCCAAGAUUCCCCCGCUAUCACAUGAGAUUCAGGACUUCAUCAAGUUGGUCGAUGACAUUCGCCAGAGCCAGGCUGACCGUGCUCUCACGGAAGAAUGGAGCGAUCCAGAGCAAUGCGUGAUCGGAGUUCACUGCCAUUAUGGCUUCAACCGCACGGGGUACUUUAUUGUGUGUUACCUCGUUGAGAAGUGCGGCUUUGAUGUCCAGGAAGCCAUCGAAACAUUUGCCAAGGCGAGACCUAACGGAAUUCGUCACUCUCAUUUUCUCGACAGACUUUAUGUGCGAUACAAUGUCUAA
Molecule: messenger RNA, 1869 nt
Organism: Fusarium graminearum PH-1
Lineage: Eukaryota; Fungi; Ascomycota; Sordariomycetes; Hypocreales; Nectriaceae
Exons: 1
Coding region: 1-1869 (622 amino acids)
Biological process (GO): dephosphorylation
Molecular function (GO): protein tyrosine/serine/threonine phosphatase activity
Source: RefSeq, a predicted model, not a curated record